Molecule: messenger RNA, 2619 nt
Organism: Acanthochromis polyacanthus (spiny chromis)
Lineage: Eukaryota; Metazoa; Chordata; Actinopteri; Pomacentridae
Gene: hnf4a
Product: hepatocyte nuclear factor 4, alpha
Exons: 10
Coding region: 356-1720 (454 amino acids)
Biological process (GO): positive regulation of transcription by RNA polymerase II; cell differentiation; anatomical structure development
Molecular function (GO): RNA polymerase II cis-regulatory region sequence-specific DNA binding; nuclear receptor activity; zinc ion binding
Source: RefSeq, a predicted model, not a curated record
AACACAACCCUGUGAUUCACCACUGAAGGGGCUAGUUAACCAUCAACCAGGCAGACACUCCACCUCUCCUCUGGUUAGCAGUAUGAGGGAAGGAGGAGAAGGAGGCGAGCUCUGCUGUCAGUCACUGCUCUCCUCUCUGGCACCAGUAGGUCCCCAUCACACUCAACUGGGCCAAGGAGCCGUCCUGUUGCUGGGCGGAGCUAGGCCCAAAACCAGGGAAGGGGGGUUUGUAGAGGUGUGUGAGGGUGUGAGAAAGGAAGGAGGAGGAGGAGGGGGGCACAUUAGCUUCUUGGACAAGUCUUUCUGCCCCACUGUCAGGUAGUUGAGAAUUUAUUUGCCCAAAGCGCUGGCAGACAUGGACAUGGCAGACUACAGCGAGGCUCUGGACCCAGCCUAUACCACACUGGAGUUUGAAAACAUGCAAGUGCUCCCUUUGGGCGCAGACUCCUCACCGGCUGAAAGCACCAACAUGAACGCCACCGGCCACCUGGCAACAGGCGGCUUGUGUGCCAUUUGUGGAGACAGAGCUACUGGCAAACACUACGGGGCCUCCAGCUGCGACGGCUGCAAGGGCUUCUUCAGACGCAGCGUUCGCAAAAACCACAUGUAUUCGUGCAGGUUCAACAGACAGUGUAUUGUGGACAAAGACAAGCGGAACCAGUGCAGAUACUGCCGACUGAAGAAAUGCUUCAGAGCUGGCAUGAAGAAAGAAGCUGUACAGAAUGAAAGAGACAGAAUCAGCACCAGGAGAUCCAGCUAUGAAGACAGCAGUUUACCCUCCAUCAAUGCACUCAUCCAGGCAGACGUACUGUCGAGACAGAUCACAUCUCCUGCUCCUAUACUAAACGGCGACAUCAGGACCAAAAAGAUCGCCACCAUCACAGAUGUGUGUGAGUCCAUGAAACAGCAGCUGUUGGUCUUAGUGGAGUGGGCCAAGUACAUCCCGGCCUUCUGUGACCUGCCCCUGGAUGACCAGGUGGCAUUGCUGCGAGCUCAUGCAGGAGAACAUCUCCUGCUCGGUGCUGCCAAGAGGUCCAUGCUAUACAAAGAUAUUCUUUUAUUAGGAAACGACCACAUCGUUCCCAGAAACUGCCCGGAGCUGGAGGUGGGCAGGGUAGCAGUGAGAAUCCUGGAUGAGCUGGUGCUUCCCUUCCAGGAGCUGCAGAUAGAUGACAAUGAAUAUGCCUGCUUGAAGGCCAUAGUUUUCUUUGACCCAGAUGCUAAAGGUCUGAGUGACCCCGUGAAGAUCAAGCGAAUGCGGUAUCAGGUCCAGGUCAGCCUGGAGGACUACAUAAACGACAGGCAGUAUGACUCUCGAGGCCGCUUCGGAGAGCUGCUCCUGCUGCUGCCAACGCUACAGAGCAUCACCUGGCAAAUGAUCGAACAGAUCCAGUUUGUAAAGCUCUUCGGCAUGGCCAAGAUAGACAACCUGCUCCAAGAAAUGCUUCUUGGAGGUUCAGCUAAUGAAGCUCCACAUGCACCUCACUCUCUGCACCCUCAUUUGGUUCAGGAGCACCUCAGCAGCAAUGUUAUAGUAGCCAGUAGCAUGCCAACGCCCAUCCAUAAUGGUCAAAUCUCCACUCCUGAAACCCCAAUCCCGUCUCCACCUACUGCCUCCAGCUCAGAACAUUACAAAAUGGCUCAGGGGGUCAUAGCCACGGUGCCCAAGCAGCCGACCUCCAUCCCUCAGCCUACCAUUACAAAGCAAGAGGCCAUCUAACAACCCUUCUACUCAUUAUUUCUUCAGUUUUGUAUUGUGUUAAAGUUUGUACAUUAUCGGCAUUGAAGCUGUUAACUUGACUGAAAAAUUACCACAGCGAAAUACAUAGAAUGUAAUUGCAAGUCUGUCCCUUACAGAAUGUAGCCAGAGUCUUCAGGGAUCUAUUUGUACAUAUAAGCAGCUGCAUUUGAGCUCUGUGGCUCAAUGAAUGCCAGAUAAAACUAUCUAAAAGUAUAACUUUCCAGGCAUACUUCUGUUCUGUGAGAAUGACACUUAGAAGUACACUGUUGUAUAUAUGGUUCAUUACUGGGUGACAUCACUUCCUUUAGCAUCGGCGUGUGCAGUAAGGCUUAUGUUCGACAUGGUGACGUGAUCAUGUCAGUAUUUUGUGAAUGUUACAACAGGCCUUACGAUGUCUCAUAUUUAGUGUUGCACAGGUUUUUAUUUCAUGUUUAUUGGUGAUAAAAAUGAGCUCAGAAAAAAAAAAAAAGCUAAAGGAAGUCCCUUGAAUUGAGUUCAGCUUCUAUUUUUUUAGGUUUCUUUGUGAUAAAACGAAAAUAUCUGUGGUCUGUUUUACACACUGGAAUAUUGAUAUUUACAGGAGUAAAAUUUAACAUUUAAAAAAUGUACAGCAAAACAGCUAAGCUCGGUACGCAUGCAGAUCGCUGUCGUGCCACUUUUCAAAAGUCACAAGCAAACAUGCUGAGGAAGUUUCCCAAUAAUGUGUUGUGUUGGUUUUAAAAACUAUAUAUUGUAUUUUUUUUUUUUUGUUUAGUACUUUGUCAUGGUUUGACUGAUGGAAUAAAUCGUGCCUUGUAACCUGUACUGCCUUACAAAGCCAGGCAACGUUUCGCAUAACAAUGUGAAGAUCAGUUAAUAAAUCUUAAGGUCUAUUUUUA